Messenger RNA from Antechinus flavipes (yellow-footed antechinus), 1898 nucleotides. It is a transcript of the gene MUTYH, whose product is annotated as mutY DNA glycosylase. Gene Ontology annotation, cellular component: nucleus. The transcript is spliced from 16 exons. Gene Ontology annotation, molecular function: 8-oxo-7,8-dihydroguanine DNA N-glycosylase activity; purine-specific mismatch base pair DNA N-glycosylase activity; 4 iron, 4 sulfur cluster binding. The record is from RefSeq and is a predicted model, not a curated record. Bases 102 to 1775 code for a protein of 557 amino acids. Gene Ontology annotation, biological process: base-excision repair; mismatch repair. NCBI's taxonomy places the organism in Eukaryota, Metazoa, Chordata, Mammalia, Dasyuromorphia, Dasyuridae.
UUUGUCCAGGUCCCACUCGCUCCCCGGGGUGACUCGCCCUCCCUCUCCCCUCCCCCCCCCCGGUCUCCCCGCGCCUCAUCCAUCCCUCCCAAGCUAGAUGAAUGUACCGGCCCCCCCACACUUGUCCGUCACUUCACACAGGCGCCCAAAGCGUCCUCCCCGGAGCAGGUCGGAGCUGCCCUGUGUCCCCACGUAGGAGGAAGACGAGGCUGUGGCCCAGGCAGCGGCCAGAGGGCCUGAGGCUGAGCCGCAGGGCCCAGGGCCCGACUCCAGAACUGGCCAUGGAGAGGCCCCGAAAGGCCAGGGCAGGCAGCCAAAAGCGCGGGCGGCAGCCCAGCCCAGACGCAGGCCCAGGGACCCCCAGCCAGGUGUCCCCGUACCACGUGUUUGGCGCCGCCGACCAGGUCGCCGGGUUCCAGGCCAACCUCCUCAGCUGGUAUGACCAGGCCAAGCGGGACCUGCCCUGGAGGAGGAGGGCCACGGGAGAGCCGGACCCAGACCAGAGGGCGUACGCCGUUUGGGUGUCGGAGAUCAUGCUCCAGCAGACCCAGGUCUCCACGGUUACCGGCUACUACACCCGGUGGAUGCAGAAGUGGCCGACGCUGCGAGACUUGGCUGGGGCGUCCUUGGAGGAGGUGAACCAGCUGUGGGCCGGCCUGGGUUACUAUUCACGGGGCCGGCGACUGCAGGAAGGCGCCCGCAAGGUGGUGGAGGAGCUGGGGGGCCACAUACCCCGAACAGCGGACAUGCUGCAGAAGCUGCUGCCCGGGGUGGGCAGGUACACGGCCGGGGCCAUCGCCUCCAUCGCCUUCGGCCAGGUGACUGGGGUGGUGGAUGGGAACGUGACCCGCGUCCUGUGCCGCCUACGAGCCAUCGGGGCAGACCCGGGAAGCCCCCUUGUCACCCAGCAUCUCUGGAGCCUGGCCCAGCAGCUGGUGGACCCGGCCCGACCCGGGGACUUCAACCAGGCGGCCAUGGAGCUGGGCGCCACGGUCUGCACCCCCCGAGGCCCACUGUGCCCCGAGUGCCCCGUGCGGGGCUUCUGCCAGGCCCAGAAGAGGGUGGAGAGAGAGCAGGCGGCAGCGUCCCGGAAGCUGCUGGGCAGCCCGGAGCCCAAGACCCUGGACAUGGAGGAGUGUGCCCCCAGGAGGUCCGGCUUGUGCCCGCUGUGCCUGCCCCCUUCGGAGCUGUGGCGUCCAGACCUCGGUGUGGCCAACUUUCCCCGCCAGCCGGCCCGGAAAGCCCCCCGCGAGCAGCGGACGGCCCUCUGUGUCCUUCAGCAGCUGGGCCCCGAGACCGGCCGCUUCCUGCUGGUGCAGAGGCCGAGUUCAGGCCUCUUGGCUGGCCUCUGGGAGUUCCCCUCCGUGCCGGCAGAAGGUUCCGAGUCUGACCAGCGCCGGGCCCUGGCGAAGGCGCUGCAGGCCUGGGUGGCUGACCCCCUCCCCUCGAGGAGCCUGCGGCGGCUUGGUGAGGUGGUCCACAUCUUUUCCCACAUCCGGCAGACAUACGUGGUGUACAGCCUGGCCCUGGAAGCGCAGCCCCCAGGCCUGCCCCCAUCGGGUGCCCGCUGGGUGACCCGGGCUGAGUUCCAGGCAGCCGCUGUGCCCACGGCCAUGAAGAAGGUCCUCCGGCUAUUUGAGGGCCAGCAUUCGGGGAGCAAGAAGCCCUCCAAAAAUCCCCAAGAUCCUCCCACUUCAGGCCCUGAGCCUGGGCCCGGCCGCCGACGCCAACAGCUGACCCUCAGUGCCUUCUUCAAGCCAACAUCUGCCCCUUGAUUGUCCUGACUGCCAGGGCCCGACUAUGGGGCAGCUGCCCCUUCCCCAGCCUCCCUCUCUAACCUGGCUGCAGGUCAGCAGUGAGCCUCCUUUUGUAUAAAUAAAGGAAUUUUUUUAAAAGUC